CAGAGCACAGAACAGAAAGAUAUUACGAGCAAUAGUUCUCCAUUCCCUACACUACCCCAUUUCCCUUUUACCCAUCACAAGAAAACUCUGUUGCUUCAUUUCUCCAACCAUCUUCCUCCAUUGAUCCUCACCUUCUCCCAGGGUCACUGGACUUUCCGCAAAUUUUUUCUGAGAAAUUUGUAGCUUUUCUUUAAAGAAAAUGGAGAGCAUUCAUGGAAGUAAUAUGCCAUUUGUUUAUGGCAAAAACGCUGAAAUUCGAUCGUCUCUCUCGCAACUCAUUUUGAACGGCGGUUCAAACACGAUGGAUUCCAUUUUCUCUUGUUGCCCGGAACCGAACCAAACAGCUGCAAACCACCACAACUCCGCCUCUGAGCCACUGGGCUCUUCCGUGUAUCUCCUACACAGAGAUAUUCUCCAGAAAUUCUGCCAAGAAAACAGAGUAACAACCCCUGCGUUGUUCACAAGAGCCCCUGCAUUCAACGACGCUCUUAGCGCUUACAUGAACCCGAUGAAGAAGAAGCUGUACAGAGGCGUGCGGCAAAGGCACUGGGGAAAAUGGGUUGCGGAGAUUAGACUUCCCCAGAACAGGAUGAGAGUUUGGCUGGGGACUUACGAAACCGCCGAGGCGGCGGCCUAUGCGUACGACCGAGCGGCCUAUAAGCUUCGCGGCGAGUACGCCCGCCUCAAUUUCCCCAAUCUUCGCGAUCCGACCAAGCUAGGGUUCGGAGACGCCACCAAAUUGGCCGAAUUGAAGAAAGCAGUGGACGCCAAGAUUCACGCCAUUUCUCAGAAGGUGAAGAGGGAGAGCAAAUCCAAGGAGUCCAAAUCCAAGAGAAGAAAUUCUGUGAAUUCUGCGAAUUCUGCUCAGACUGUGAGAAUUGAGUCGCCGUCGUCUUCUCCGUUUGCCGGGAAUCAGAUGUGGAGUAACGAUGCCGUUUCAACCAGUGUUUCUGGAGAGGAGAUGUGUAACUGUAAUAGCAAGACGUCGACGAGCUCCGAUUCCGGCGGGAUUCCGGUGAUGCCUUCCAUUGAUUCCGAGUUUGACGAUUGCGGCCUUGAGAGGAUUCCUUCUUUUGAUCUGGAAUUGAUAUGGGAAGUUCUGGCUAAUUAAAUUAGGACAACAGUUUUGUUGAUCUUUAUAUUUUGCUAUAUCUAGUCUCCACUCAUAGUAGCUUUCUAUGGCAUGAACAGAAAUUUUUAUGUUUGUUCAUUGCCAACACUUUCUAGUAAAGUAAUAAGUCUACCCAGACUCUCUAUGAGCAUUGUGUAUUAACUUUUACCGAUUUGAGUAAGUUGAUUAUACACUAUCUAAACUAAUUUAUCUUCUUA
Messenger RNA from Ipomoea triloba (trilobed morning glory), 1329 nucleotides. RefSeq names its product ethylene-responsive transcription factor ERF061-like. The transcript has a single exon. NCBI's taxonomy places the organism in Eukaryota, Viridiplantae, Streptophyta, Magnoliopsida, Solanales, Convolvulaceae. Gene Ontology annotation, molecular function: DNA-binding transcription factor activity; DNA binding. Bases 200 to 1111 code for a protein of 303 amino acids. The record is from RefSeq and is a predicted model, not a curated record. Gene Ontology annotation, biological process: regulation of DNA-templated transcription.